Messenger RNA from Pundamilia nyererei, 7584 nucleotides. RefSeq lists its product as uncharacterized. Gene Ontology annotation, cellular component: cytoplasm. Gene Ontology annotation, biological process: apoptotic process. The record is from RefSeq and is a predicted model, not a curated record. The transcript has 20 exons. The coding region runs from base 247 to 6426 and encodes 2059 amino acids. Lineage: Eukaryota; Metazoa; Chordata; Actinopteri; Cichliformes; Cichlidae.
GCGCCUCCGUCGGAUCUUCUCUUCCUACCGUCACACCCACUGCUCGGUGUUGUGGGUUCGCCCCGUUGAGAAGGGGAGGACCGACGUCUCUCGCGGCAGCAGCGAGUGCUGCAGUGCGAGCGCAGCGGGGGACUCGGAAGCGAGGAGAGAGGGGGGAGAAAAAACACAAGCCCACAUCAGCUGCCUUAUUGCCGAAACUUGGUCUAUGGAGAGAUCUGCAACAGCGCCGUAGCGACGCAGGCCGACAUGGAAGAGUAUUUGCGGAGGGUCCAGAGCAGACUCGGGGCAUCAGAGGGUCCCGUCCAUGCUGUUUUAGGUGGACCUGAGCCAGAUGUUGACACUGUAGCAGCAACACUGUGCUUAGCUCUACACCUCAGCCAGAGAGAAUCAUCAGGUGGAGUGUGUGUGCCGGUGCUGUGUGGCUGCAGAUGUGACACCGUGUUGCCCGAGGAGACGGCGAGGUAUCUGAAGAGGGUGAAGCUUUGUGAGAGCUUGCUGCUUUGGAGAGACGAUGUAGACCUCAUGAGACUACAUCGCGCCAAAAGGCUCUCGCUCACACUGCUGAGAAAUGGACUGCUAGACAGCUCUGAGUGCCGCACUCUGGAGUCCAGCAUCCAGCGAGUGGUCUAUCAUGACGGGCAGCAGGACGCGGGGGAUGAUGGGGCAUUGUCCGCGGUGACGACAGUCACCAAAGAGAUUCUUCAAGAGGCAGCAGAGCACAUCAGAGCAACGCUGGGGGAGAUUCUUGGAGAGGCCCUGCGACUCCAGACAGAAGCCUUUUGGAUGAAACAUGGCCGUCAUUCAGCACAGCUGGAGGAGCUCGUGAAAUCCUUGGAGCAAUGGGGGGAAGUCGCUGUUGGUGAGCACAAUGAAGUGAAGUUACAAGACUUGAUGCAGCAGCUGACUGUGGAGGUAAAGGAGUUUUCGGAUGGAGAGAUGACCGUAGUACUCACUUCGAUGGCUACAGAUAAGGAGGACUGGCAUGAUUAUCUGGAUGUGCUUAAAUCGUUCAGUCACCACCAUAGGUUCGAUGGUAUUGUGGUUCUCUUAUCCAUCAGUGAUUCAGUUCACCAUCCCCGCCAGCAGGUGGCUGUCUACUCAAACAACACAGAUAUCCUGAAACAGAUCUGCUCCGAGCUUGAAGAAUCCUCCAGCUGGUCUCUUUCUGGUGAACUGGAGGCUCUGGAGAGUCUUCAGGUUUAUCAUAUUCCACUGAACACCUCUGCAUCCUCUGGUUGUCCACCACUGCUCGUGGAGGAGAUCCAGGGCAUCCUUAAGGACUUUGUCGACCGGCGUAGUUCUGUUUUAGCCUGCCACCCCAGCAGUAGGACUUCUUCCACAGACGGAGUAGCAGGCAGUGUGGAGUUCUCCCAGGGAUCGUCUGGCAUCAAUGACAUGGAUGGUUCUGAUAUAGAGAGAGCAGAAGGAGGCAAUGGCGACACAGUGGCAAUAGCAAGGGUAAUGGGAGAUGGUGAAGAGGACGCAGGAGGUGCAGGAGUCAAUGUCGGUGGGGAGCUAGUGAGCCCUGACAGCGGAAUGACCACCAUUCGUAGCAGCCGCUCCUCCAAAGAGAGUUCGAUUUUCCUUAGUGAUGACAGUCCGGUGGGUGAGGUGAUAGCUGGUGGUGGUCCAGCAGCAGGGCCAGGAGGACUCUUUCUGAGAAACCCCUCUCCUUUGGGGUUGUUAUCUCUUUCCCCUCCUGUCCCACCAGAGAGGAAGAAACACCGCUCGAGCAGACACAGGAGUGAUAACUUUGACCUGUUUCAUUUUGACCCGCUGCAUAGCAGUGACCAGUCUACGCCAGUAGGAGGAGAAGUGGCAAAUUCUGGAGAAACAGGAUAUGAAGAUGAAAGAAGAGCAGGGAGCUCUAGUCUGUCAGAGCUCGAUGAGCUAAGCUUUCUUGAUUUCUCUGCUCCCAACUCAGUGGGAGGUCUGGAAAGUGGAAAUUGUUCAAUUGAUCGCCGCGGUUCAAGCCAUGGGAACGAGAUGAUUGACACCGUGGUCCCUCCAACCCCGGUCAACAGCCUGGUUGGUAGCCGCCCACCCAGCAGUUGUGGCGUCAGGUUCUUUCCAGAAGAUGUUGUUGAAAGGAUCAAUUGCCUACAGCAUAAAGACAGUGUGUCAUCUUCUUUGUCGGAGACCUGGGAUGAACUGGGCUUUGACACACAAGGAGCAUUGUCCUCAAGUGAUAAUAACAUGUGGAAUAGACCCAAAGAUUCUGAGAGCCCACCUAAUAUUUUAGAAGAAGUUGGAGGCAAAGACUUAGUGGGUAACAUGACAGAAAAGGAAAGCAGACAAGAGAUCUUAAAGUCAGAGAAUUCCCACCACAAAGGGAAAAGUCUUGAACCUCAGCUUAGUUUGAUCACAGAGCAGACUGAAUGCUAUGAAAACUGGAAGGAUGAGUGGAAACCUAUUACUUUGGAUGAUCUCCAACUGACGCCACCAGAGGAAGACUUAACUGGAAGAGGCAAACCUGCUAUUAUUGGAGCACAAGAAAGAGCAGCUUUGGCCACAAAGAAAACAAUCCUGAACACUUUAACACCGGACACAUCUAAAGAAGAGGACGAGGGGGUCCACAGAAAAAAAAGGGAGCAACAGAUGGAGCUUUUAGACUUCUGGACGUACUCUGCACAGAAAGGAUUUCUUAAAUCUGAUAGCGGGACCACCACGUCUUACCCCGAAUCGCUGGAUAUGUGGAAUAUGACAAUCCGGGAUGACAGUUUAUCACCUCUCACAACCCCUGAGAACUUAUCUCAAAACUCUGGUUCUUUCUGUGGACUGAACACCAAUAUCAAGGGUGGAACAUCUGUAGAAAAUCCACUGGGAUACUCAGAUGGUGGAAUGGAGAUGUGGAACACCACCAUACAGGAAGACAGCUCUUCCGCAAUGACGACUCCAGAAGCACCUGAAAAUGGAAAGGACCUUAGUCACAUGGAUUCAGUGGAUGCCACUGACACUGUUGGGACACAUGCCAACAAAAAGGAAGAAGAAGACAAUUUAGAAGAGAAGAGUGAUCCAUGUGAAGCAUUUAAGCAGACGCCUGAAGUUGUGAAAAUAGUCAUCGAGGCUGCAGAGGGCACAAUGCAGAGUGAAGAAACAGAAGGCAUCGAUGUACAAGGUGCUCAGAGUCGCAAGAACUCUGCAGAUGAUGACGAUGACACAUCCACCUAUGAGGGCACUGACGUGUGGCAGUUACCCAUCUGUGGCAUGGUGACCUCCACCUCUGAAUAUGACAACGUAGGAGCAGGUACAUGGAGCCUGGCAUCCUCCCCUGACACCUCUGGCUGCCCUGUAGCAGACAUGAUACAGCUUGAGGAGCAGUCUAGCCCUUUUAUAGCUGUGAGCAAACCCAUUCUGACAGAUCAGAGAGUAGAUAUCACAAAUAAAGAACAGCCAGACGACCAAGUGUUUCUGUUUGAGGCAGCCAGUGAGAUGGGUGGCCGAAGCAGAGAAGGAUCAGAGGAGACUGAGUGGAUAGAGCAACCCAGAGAUCAUUCCCCAUUUCUUCUGGUCAACUGCUCCGCUGGCACUCGGCAAAUUUCACAGUAUCCAGAGGAAGCUGCUGAACCACAAAUCCAGGCUGACCAAACAUUAUUCCCAGCCUAUGUGACGACCAAUGAAGGUGAGCAUGCCACAGAAAGUCAGGUGGGAGCUACAGAUGGGAGCAGAAGACAUGUAGAUGGAAAAACAACAGAAACUGUAUCUCUGAGCUCCAGUCCUGGUGGAGAGAAGGACCUAAUGGAAAACCCAGACAGUGGUUGCACAGAUAGUCCAGAUGAACUUGGCCUAGAAAUGGAAUACAUCAUCGUAUCUGGCACGGUAAAAGAAGCUACAAGAGAGUGCCUUGACAGACCUAAACGGAGUGAAAGGCAAUCAAAGGCAACAAAAAAGUCCCUGGAGACAUUUAGCAUGCUGUCAUAUGCAGCCUCGGUACUGCAACGUCAGGCCCAGGCCGCAAAACAAAAUUAUAACAAAGAAACACUGCCAAGUAAGUUACACCAAGUCAGAGGAACUGACAGUGCUCCCAAUGCAGACCAAAAUCAACCUGUUGAAUCAACUCCCUACGAAGCAACUCGUGAUAGUGCAACUGACUGUCACGUGGUUCCAGAAAUUAUCAGUCCCAGCCAAUCGAAAAAUGACUCGGAAGCUUUUCAUCAGUCUGAUUCAAGACCAACAAGCUCCAGUCAGUCAGAAGGAAAUUAUGACAGUGAGUCAAGCAUUGUGCCCCGCAGUGUGUCUCCAUCAUUAAGAUAUCCAUCAGAUCACUUCUUGAAAACCAGAGAGGAGGUUUAUGUCCACUCACAGAUCUCAAUGGAAGAUUCAGACGAAGGCGGGGAGACGCCACCCGCUCCUUCUCCAUGUCCUGCUUCCUUGGGUGACUUCCAAGUCUGGGGGGCUCAGUUAAGGAGAAAGGACACAUCCCAAACCACGUCGGAGCCACAAUCCCCUGUGCUUACCAACAGUUCGGCCUCUCAUGCCAGCUCUCUGAUUGGCACCCCAGUAAAUGAAACAAGUGUUUGCAUUGACAAAAGACUAGGAUUACCAUUUUCUGGAGAUUUAAUGGAAGAGGAAAAUGACGUUGAGGAGCAGGAUGAGGAAACCAACACACUAGAGAAUGCUGUCCUUCCAAAAUGGACUUCAGAAGUGCAAAGAGAGAGGGAAGAAAGACAAGAGUUUGCAUCUUCAGACCUGCUGAGCUUUAGUGAUGACUUAAUUGGAGGGUCUUCAUUUCAGCAAGCAGGAUUACAAACACAUGAGCCAAAGACAGAUGGGUUUCCACUGAGCAGAGUGGAUUACCGUGAUGGACGACCUAUAAGGACUGAAGAUUGGGAUAAAUGGUCUAUUGGACAACAGCCUGGAAACACUGGAGCUUCACAAGAUAAUUAUUUACCUGAUUUAAGAAGACACCAAGACAUAACAUCACAAGUGUCGUCCCACCCUGCUCAAGAAAAUGCUGCAUACCAGUGGUCCGGACAACAGAACACAACUCAGGGUCAAACCCAGUAUGGCUAUAACUAUCAUCACAUCGAUCAAAGAACUGAAAACCAGUGCACCUAUCCAGCCUUUGUAGAGAGCAAAUCCAGCCGACAGCAGGAUGCCACUGACGUCUAUGCCGAGUUUACAACUGAUGCCACGGCUACAAAAUACAGAUACGAGCAGACUGAGAACUGUUUUGAAGCUGGAGAUAAAUCUCCAAACCACUUGAGUGACACACACUUCAGGUGUCAGGACACAGCUGAAAGUCAGUAUAUAGUUGCCUCCACUUCUUUGUGCACUUCUGACUUCCAAUACUCUCAAUAUCCAGCUAACAGCCAGGGUCAGUAUGAGUCUCAGUCAGACCAUGCUCAUUAUCAGUCUGAAGGGAAGCCUUUCUAUCAAUCAGAUGUCCACACUGAGACAGAGGAUCACGCACGGUAUGUGCUGGAGGGAUAUGUUCAUUUUCCCCUGUCAAGACACUCCCAACAGGAAGUUGGUGCAGCUGGGAUGAUGAUGAAGAUGGCAUCCAAUGAAGACGCUACAGAUGACAAGGAAAACAAAGAAGACCAGCCCUCCUCAGCUGAUAUAUCUGGCGGGUCCAAUCAAAGAAGAAAGCUGGCAGCUCCACCAAUGAACGUGUCCCUGGACCACAGUGAGGGGUCUCUUCUUUCAGAAGACACCCUGGAUACAGAGGAUGACGGCUUGGAUACUGGGGAUGACCUGGAUGUCAACUUAGAUGAGUUGGACACACCUGACGAGGCCGACUCACUGGAACUUAAUAAACAUGGGGACUCAGAGGAGUCCGUUUUGGGUGCCGGAGCGGCAUCAAGAGAUCCAGGCCACAGAGCAGCAGAGGAAAGCAGGCUGUGGAGGAGCGUGGUGAUCGGAGAGCAGGAGCACCGCAUUGAUAUGAAGUGCAUUGAACCCUACAAAAGAGUCAUUUCUCAUGGAGGUUAUUACGCUGAACACAAAGCCAUCAUUGUGUUUGCUGCGUGUUUCCUACCAGAGAGCAACUGUGACAAUUACAAUUAUGUCAUGGAAAACCUUUUUCUAUAUGUGAUAAGUACACUGGAAUUAAUGGUGGCUGAGGAUUACAUAAUUGUAUAUCUAAAUGGUGCCACACCUCGCAGGCGAAUGCCUGGUUUUACCUGGAUGAAAAGGUGCUACCAAAUGAUAGACAGAAGACUGAAGAAAAACCUAAAGAUGUUCAUCAUUGUUCAUCCAUCCUGGUUCAUACGGACUUUGCUAGGAAUUACCAGACCCUUCAUAAGUUCCAAGUUCAGCAGUAAGAUCAAGUAUGUGCAUAGUCUGCAGGAGCUCGGAGAAAUCAUUCCUAUGGAGUAUGUGCAUAUACCUCACAGCAUUGUCAGGUAUGACCAGGAGAGGAGUUUGAACAAAUUUGCAUGCACGAGACUGGACACAGAAUUGCAGGACACAGCAGCAGAGUAAGUGAGUCAACAAGGGGAACUCUGCUGUGUGACGAGAUAAUUGGCUGCUGCCCUUCUUCUCCUCCCCGUGUUAUGCUGUACUUGAGGACAGCAUCUCUGAAUUUGAAGCCAGCCUGUAGUAUAAAACAUGCUGAGCUGUUACAACAACAUGUAACUCAGAGAUGAUGAUGCUGUGGUGUAAUACAUCAGGAAAAAUCUAAUUCAGAUCUGAGGGUUCCGAAUAUACAGUAAUACUGUGGUUGUGGUGCAGAGACUGUACUGUGGGGUGCUGAAGGGAAAUGCUUUAUACUAUAAUACAGUACUCUCAGCACUUCAUUAUGUUCUCCAUUUGUUUUCUUUUACUUCAACUUUUUUGUUUACCAUGCAACUCAUAUUAUAGAUUGCCUUUAAGGGUACUUGUUAUUGGCUUGUAACUUACAUGUAUUAACAACAAUCAUGUAUUGAUAAUUAACUCUGGGUUAUUGUAGUAGCGUAUUUUCAAAAGCCACAGUGAUGUUUUUGAGUAGUACUAGCAUCCCAUCUAAAAAAAGCCACAAAAAUGAGGCGAAGGCACACUAAGCUUACAGGAGAUGUAAUUUACUUUAAAGACAUUUAUUGAAGUAUUUUCAAAUUAAAUUAUGUCACAGUAGGUAAAACGAAGCUAACGCAGCAGUCUGUGUUAGACACUAGAUCUGCGUUCUGGCACGGGAUGCCACUUGCUAAUCAAUAUUCAGUACACAUGAAGUAUUUGUCUUUAUACAUGUAGUCCUAAAAUGAGUAGAAAACAUGAAUUCUGCAUGUUAUUUCAGUUAAUGCUUCAACAUCCCGUCUGUUUGCUAACAUUUUUGUUUGCACACAUAAAUCCCUCCUGUCCACACUGACAGGAAAUAGAAGGGCCAACCCAAUUUGUAAUAGUUUUCAAAGGUCUGGGCCGCUCCAUUUAAAGCAAGGAUUGACAUUAUGUCAACAUCUCAUUUAGCACCUCAGUCAAUCUUUAUAUGAAAUGUUUACAACCCAUGUGUCACUGUGAGAAUAAAGUAGAAGAGCUGUGCUGUAACAGAAGUUGUGUGUUGCAUGCUUUUAGCUUGAAAUUACUCUGACACAUGCACACACACCCAAAAGCGGAGCACUGUGCUGAUACAGUACGUGUGUGUGUGUGUGUGUGUGUGUGUGUGUGUGU